Messenger RNA from Penicillium soppii, 1296 nucleotides. Its product is annotated as serine/threonine-protein kinase. Gene Ontology annotation, biological process: autophagy; peptidyl-serine phosphorylation. The record is from RefSeq and is a predicted model, not a curated record. Gene Ontology annotation, cellular component: cytoplasm. The transcript has a single exon. Lineage: Eukaryota; Fungi; Ascomycota; Eurotiomycetes; Eurotiales; Aspergillaceae. The coding region runs from base 1 to 1296 and encodes 431 amino acids. Gene Ontology annotation, molecular function: protein serine/threonine kinase activity; ATP binding.
AUGUAUCCAACUAUGCUGCCAACUCCGCCACCCUCACCGAUCCCCCACUGCCAUUCUGCCGAGGACCGUUUAGGACUCAUCUUGGCCGACCGGCUGGAACUCACCCGAGUCCUGGGCGUUGGAGCGUAUGGCGUCGUCUAUACUGCCGUGGACAUCCAAACCAACCAGGUCUAUGCCGUCAAGGCACUCAACAAGCAUGGCCUGGAUCCUCGCCAAAUCAAGUUCCAGCAGCGCGAAAUUAAAUUACACCACCUGGCCAGUCAACACCCCAAUGUGGUCUCCCUAGUCCGUAUCCUAGAUUCCGCGGAUUGUACUUUCGUCGUCAUGGAAUAUUGCCCGGAAGGAGACCUGUUCUCCAACAUCACUGACAAGGGAAACUUUGUUGGUAACGAUUACCUGGCCAAGAGCGUGUUCCUUCAGCUUCUGGAUGCCGUACAAUUCUGUCAUUCUAUGGGAAUCUACCACCGUGAUCUCAAGCCCGAGAAUGUCCUAGUCACCGACCAGGGGAUGACCGUCAAGCUUGCCGACUUUGGCCUGGCGACGACAGAUUAUUUCACCUCGGACUUUGGAUGUGGUUCUACAUUUUACAUGUCACCUGGUGAGUGUUUUGAGCUUGCUGUGUUUGUCAAGGCCAUGGCUAACUUUCACCGUCCUUCAGAAUGCCAACAAUCGAACGCUCGCCCUAUGUCCUGCUACAUGUCCGCCGCCAAUGACGUCUGGAGUCUGGGCGUGAUCUUAGUCAAUCUUACCUGCGGUCGCAAUCCAUGGAAGCGUGCAUCGAUGGAGGACUCCACAUUCCAGGCAUACUUCAAGGAUCCAUUCUUCUUGAAAACCAUUCUACCUCUCUCCGACGAAAUGGUUUGUAUCCUAAGUCGCGUCUUCGAGCUCAACCCAAGUAAGCGCAUCUCCGUUCCUGAGCUGCGCCAGCUCAUUCUGGAGUGCCCCCGCUUCACGGAUAAUCCCAUGGCCCAAACCCCCUGGGUGCCGGAGCAUAUCGACUACAUUCUUCCCCAGAUGCCAUUGUUCGUGGGCCCCAUGGAACCCCUACAUGCCCAACCCUCUGGCUCUUCGUCGGAUUCCUCGCAGUAUUCGGCCUUCUCCGAAGCAGCCUCAGAUGAUACCUCCAUUACCGAGGACUACUCGGAUGUGAAUACCAUGUCGCCUGUAAUCUCGGAGAACAUCCCACAUGGCAAGGUUAUGUUCCCCUCCGCCUGUGCGGAGCCAUUUUAUCCUGCGGAUGCUUUCUCCUAUGGGUUCAUCCACCCUAACAUGCAGACGCUCGAGGCCCACGUCUGA